Gastrolobium bilobum is the source of this 795-nucleotide messenger RNA. RefSeq lists its product as uncharacterized. Lineage: Eukaryota; Viridiplantae; Streptophyta; Magnoliopsida; Fabales; Fabaceae. Gene Ontology annotation, molecular function: protein binding. The transcript is spliced from 2 exons. The record is from RefSeq and is a predicted model, not a curated record. Bases 1 to 795 code for a protein of 264 amino acids.
AUGAGUUUUUCUGAGGUCGAGAGUGUCAUCAGUGAGACUGAGAGCAAAAUGGGAGUGCCGAAAUAUCAUUUUGACAGAGAAAUGGUGGUAGCACAGAAACUUGCUGGGAAAAAAGAUUGGAAACAUUUCAAGGAAAUCUUUGAUAGAAACAAGGGAAAGCUGCUCGACCCUUUCGAUUUGUUUGGGAACACUGCUCUUCACGCCGUAGCACGCUCAGGAACUCGACAACUCCUACAUGAGUUACUGAACAAGCUAAAUGAAAAUGAGAAGAAAAAUGCAUUGGAGAAACCAAAUAGAGAAGGAAACACCCUCCUUCACGAGGCCGUCUUUAACGAAGAUCUCAAGAUGGUGGACGUCAUCAUGCGUUUUUAUCCGCUGCAUGCAAUGCUAGAAUUCAGAAACGAGAGUGGUGAAACCCCAGUUUUCAGGGCUGCAAGGUUCGGGAACCUAAAGAUUCUCCAACAUAUACAUCGCAAGCGUCCACUAGAGUCUAAGCAUUUUCAACUUGUGGAGAAGAAGGAUCAGCAUGGAAAAAGAUACCAAAAGCCUUAUCCCAUUCUCCACGCGUGUGUGCUAGGGCUUAAUUUCGACGUUGCUAUUUGGUUGAUGGAGAAGGUUGAUGGAAAACUAGCCGAAGAAAAGUAUGUGGUAAAUGAUAAUAAUAAUAAUGUGGAAUUGACGAGUCUUCAGCUGCUAUCAAGAAUGCGAAUGGCUUUCAAGAGUACAAACACGCUAGAAAUGGGACUACGUGAAGAUCUUAUAUAUAAGUGUACGUCUCUGUCUUCACUUACCUGA